UUUAGUUUCCCUUUAAAUGAUAGAAAUACCAUUAAGCAACCACAUAUUUCUUUCCCCUUUAAACAAUAUAAUUAUCACUAUGAUUUCUCUUUAUCUCUCUCUCUCUCUCAAGCAUAGUCAAGUUAUAAAUAUUAGAGAGAGAAGCAUCUAAUCUUCUUCUACUCCAUAUCUCCAUAGCCACACUCAUCUCAGUAAAUUUGAUAAAUCAAUGGAUUAUUUGAUCCUUAGAGUUAUUAGUUCAGUUGUGAUGGUAAUGGCAUACAAAGCUAAAGCAGAGUGCGAUUUGUUUAGUGGGAGUUGGGUCAUUGACGACCGUACCUACCCUCUCUACAACGCCUCCAUUGUUUGUCCAUUUCUUGAGAAAGAAUUCAGCUGCCAGAAAAAUGGCCGUCCCGAUUUGCUAUACACCAAGUACAGAUGGAAGCCAUUGGGCUGUGAUUUGCACAGAUUUAAUGGUUUGCGGUUCUUGGAAAAAUUUAAGGACAAAAGCAUAAUGUUUGUUGGUGAUUCUCUGAGUCGGAAUCAGUGGCAAUCAUUAACGUGCAUGCUUCACUCUUCAGUACCCAACGCCAAAUACAGUAUUGCAAGAGAAGGAGAUGUAUCCACAUUUACAUUCACGGAUUAUGGAGUUAGAGUGAUGUUGUGUAGAAAUGUAUACCUAGUAGACGUAGUACGUGAAAAUAUUGGGAGGGUUCUCAAGCUUGAUUCUAUUCAAGGUAGCAAGCUAUGGAAAGGCAUCGACAUGCUCAUCUUUAAUACGUGGCACUGGUGGAACCGUAGAGGACCUACUCAACCAUGGGACUACAUUAAAAUAGGAAAUGAGAUAAGAAAGGACAUGGAUCGCAUGCUUGCUUUUAAAGAAGCACUAACAACAUGGACUACUUGGGUGGAUUCUAAUAUUGAUCCUACCAAAACACUCCUUUUCUUUCAAGGAAUUUCUCCUUCUCAUUACAAUGGAACGCAAUGGGAUGAACCGAGAGCAAAAAGCUGCGUGAGGGAAGAAGAGCCGGUAUCUGGGUCGACAUAUCCAGGUGGAUUGCCACUAGCGGUAGAUGUGCUUAAGAGCGUACUGCAAAAGACUAAAAAACCAGUCAAGUUGCUUGAUAUAACACUUAUGUCUCUACUUCGUAAAGAUGGACAUCCGUCAAUUUAUGGCCUAGGUGGCCCCUCUGCUAUGGACUGUAGCCAUUGGUGUCUUGCUGGUGUUCCCGAUAUUUGGAAUGAAAUUCUCUACAAUCUCAUUCCUUUUUAGCAACAACAAUGAUCAUAAUUAUAAUUAAUUAUGUAAAAGUACCACUUAAUAAUAUAAUUUAGAACCAAUAAUUUCUAUUUCA
Molecule: messenger RNA, 1334 nt
Organism: Mercurialis annua (annual mercury)
Lineage: Eukaryota; Viridiplantae; Streptophyta; Magnoliopsida; Malpighiales; Euphorbiaceae
Product: protein trichome birefringence-like 41
Exons: 5
Coding region: 209-1252 (347 amino acids)
Cellular component (GO): Golgi apparatus
Molecular function (GO): O-acetyltransferase activity
Source: RefSeq, a predicted model, not a curated record